This is a messenger RNA of Grammomys surdaster, 1148 nucleotides long. It is a transcript of the gene Pigx, whose product is annotated as phosphatidylinositol glycan anchor biosynthesis class X. Gene Ontology annotation, biological process: GPI anchor biosynthetic process. The transcript has 9 exons. Bases 1 to 1086 code for a protein of 361 amino acids. The record is from RefSeq and is a predicted model, not a curated record. Lineage: Eukaryota; Metazoa; Chordata; Mammalia; Rodentia; Muridae. Gene Ontology annotation, cellular component: endoplasmic reticulum membrane.
AUGGUGGUUCCGCAGCAGGCCUGUGAUGCAGAUCACAUAUUAGCAGACCAGGCUGAGCUAUCAGCACAAGGAAGACAUGGUAAAACUGGCACACUGGUAGCAGCUUCCAUCCUGACAGCAGCUGAAGGCCCAAGAAGGCAAGGGAAGGUUCCAGAGAGCAAGCUGCUGGGGAGGCGGAACACGGGAGUUUUGACUGUGCUUACUCCACGCCGGCUUACCCAACACAUGGCUCACCCUGGGCAGGUGUCAGGCUAUGGGAAACCUUGGGACACCCCACUGGGGCUCGUCCCGCGCGCCCCUCUCGGGCGGGCGUCGGGCCCCGGCGUCCUGGCUGCCAGCGCCGUGGCCUGGCUGCUCCUCUGGGCAGCUGGGCUGGUCGGCAGGCUCGCCGCAGACUUCAGCGACGCCCCCUUCAGCGCUGGUGUGAGGCCCACUUGUUCUGAAAUUAUUUUGAGGCAAGAAUUUUUGAAAGAUGGUUUCCACAGAGACCUUUUAAUAAAAGUAAAAUUUGGAGAAAGCAUUGAGGACUUACAGACCUGCCGGCUCUUAAUUAAACAUUACAUUCCACCAGGACUCUUUGUGGAUCCCUAUGAGUUGGCUUCACUACGAGAAAGAAACAUAACAGAGGCAGUGAUGGUAUCAGAAAGUUUUAAUAUAGAAGCCCCCAACUAUUUGUCCAACGAGUCUGCAGUCCUCAUUUAUGCCCGGCAGGACGCGCAGUGCAUCGACUGCUUCCAGGCCUUCUUACCUGUGCACUAUCGCUACCACCGGCCACACGGGAAAGAUGGAGACACCCUCAUUGUGGUCAAUAACCCCGACUUACUGAUGUACUGUGACCAAGAGUUUCCAAUUUUGAAAUGCUGGGCUCAGUCAGAAGUAGCAGCUCCUUGUGCUUUGAAGAGUGAGGAGACCUGCCAGUGGAAAAACAUGCAGUACAAAUCAAUACUUAAGAAUUUGACAGUCCAGGUUCCGGUGGGACUGACUAUACAUACCUCUUUAGUGUGUUCUGUGACGCUGCUCAUUACGAUUCUGUGUUCUACUUUGAUCCUUUUAGCUGUUUUCAAAUAUGGCCAUUUUUCUCUGUAAGUUUUGUACAGUUAAGUGUUUUCUAUGAAUCUAAUAAAUGAGGUCUAUUCAUUUAUAACAGA